UAUCACAGCUUCGAUAGUCUGCUACCGCGAAUGUUGAUAAGCAAUACAUUAAUUGAUCAUAUUCAUCUUAUUGAUUGAGAGAACAUGGUUUCCUAUCUUAGAAAAGGUAUAAAAUUAAUUGGAAGCAGUGCUGGAGCAUGUAAUCGGAUCUGAAACUCAGAAUGAAAGGAAUAAUUGCAUUAUUGGUGAUCGUGUACGCGGCCGUGGGGCGGGCCCAAUUAGAAGAAUGUCCGAAAGAACAGGAAACAAAUUGGGAAAUUGAAAAGUUGCUCAGACACGAGGAUUGUGAAAAAUUCUAUAAAUGUACAUUCGGCAAGCCCGUUGCAAUGAGUUGCCCGCCAGACCUUUGGUUUAACCUGGACACCUGGCAAUGUGACUGGCCACGUAACGUAGAUUGUGAGGACCGUAAUAUUCCUGGGGAGCCAACAACGAGUUCGACAACUACUACGUCUACAACUACUACCACGACUUCAACGACUACGACUCCGCGUCCAACAAGCACCACCACCGCCGCCACCACCACCACCUCAACCGCAUCCACGCCCAUCGCAACUUCAACUCUACCACCUAUCGAUUUCUUGCCCAAUGGAUGCCCUGUGAACCCUAGCAUUCCCUGGUUGCUGCGUCAUCCUACUGAUUGUAACGCCUUCUACCAUUGCGUUUGGGGAACUCCAGUGUUGAGACGCUGUCCCGACAAUUUACAUUUCAACGAAAGGUUUCAGGUUUGUGACUGGCCUUGGAAUUCCUCAUGCUAAGUCUCUUUCAACAAUCAUUUGACAUUCAGACUGUUGCUGAGAUAAUUUAAUCUGAUGACCACAAUAACUUAAAGAAAUUCAAACGAUGCAAUGUGAAAAUUAUUUAUUUUUAUACUUAUUUUUACAUAUUAUUUUAUACGUGACAGUAUUCUGUAUGAAUAAAAUCUAAGCAAGCUUUAAAUAA
This is a messenger RNA of Spodoptera frugiperda (fall armyworm), 939 nucleotides long. RefSeq names its product peritrophin-1-like. Gene Ontology annotation, cellular component: extracellular region. NCBI's taxonomy places the organism in Eukaryota, Metazoa, Arthropoda, Insecta, Lepidoptera, Noctuidae. Bases 162 to 755 code for a protein of 197 amino acids. The transcript is spliced from 3 exons. Gene Ontology annotation, molecular function: chitin binding. The record is from RefSeq and is a predicted model, not a curated record.